Molecule: messenger RNA, 2095 nt
Organism: Hymenoscyphus albidus
Lineage: Eukaryota; Fungi; Ascomycota; Leotiomycetes; Helotiales; Helotiaceae
Source: the annotation of a GenBank genome assembly
CUCAAGCUCGGAGGCGACAUAGACGUCGUUCAAGCAACCGGACGCCCGCAUAUACAUGUCCGCCUCAGUUGGCACCAAUUGAAUUCUAGACGACCUCAUUCUGGUGACAAGAUUCCACAACUCCACUCUUCUGGUCCUCAAUCACAAUGGCAGCUUCUCUUGCCCGGCUGGCCGGCCACAGUGCCAAACGCCUCUGCUUGCGGCCCGCACUUCCACGAACCUCGCGAGCCUUCUCUGCCAUCCCAUCUCGAAGACAUGCCGCUCCUUAUGAAGCAACGAAACUUAUCCCUACCGAUCCGUUCGCCCACCCUACGUCGUCGGAUACUCAACAUAUCAACUACACACCCGAUUCGAACCUGGAUGAGGGCGCGGUGGAGAAUAGGAAGAUCAGACACUACACUGUAAACUUUGGACCUCAACAUCCUGCUGCUCAUGGUGUGCUGCGAUUAAUUUUGGAACUCAAUGGAGAGGAGAUUGUGCGAUCUGAUCCGCAUGUGGGGUUGCUACAUCGAGGAACCGAGAAGUUAAUUGAGUACAAGACGUACCUUCAAGCGCUGCCGUAUUUCGACCGAUUGGAUUACGUAUCUAUGAUGACCAACGAGCAAUGUUUUUCUUUGGCCGUAGAGAAGUUAUUGAACGUCGAGAUCCCAGAGAGAGCCAAGUGGAUUAGAACGCUGUUCGGAGAGAUUACCCGAAUCCUGAACCAUUUGAUGUCGGUCUUGUCUCACGCUAUGGAUGUUGGUGCUCUUACACCUUUCUUGUGGGGGUUUGAAGAGCGAGAAAAGUUGAUGGUAUGCAAAACUCUCAUUAUGUGUGCUAUGUGAAGGGGAACUAUACUAAACUUGGUAACUAGGAAUUUUAUGAACGUGUGUCUGGAGCCCGUCUCCAUGCUGCAUAUGUUCGACCUGGAGGCGUUCAUCAAGAUAUCCCCGUCGGGCUUCUUGAUGAUAUUUACCAAUGGGCAACCCAAUUCUCGGACCGUAUCGAUGAAACUGAGGAACUUUUGACUGACAACCGUAUUUGGAUUGGUCGUACCAAGGGAAUUGGAGUUGUUUCGGCCGCUGAUGCACUUAACUACUCUUUCUCCGGUGUCAUGCUUCGAGGAUCUGGUGUGCCCUGGGAUGUUAGAAAGAGUCAGCCAUAUGAUGCAUACGGAGAGGUUGAAUUUGAUGUUCCCGUCGGCGUAAACGGAGAUUGUUAUGAUAGAUAUCUCUGCCGUAUGGAGGAAUUCCGUCAAAGUCUGCGAAUCAUCCAUCAAUGUCUGAACAAAAUGCCACCCGGACCUGUUCGUGUAGAGGACUACAAGGUUUCACCACCACCCCGUGCGGCGAUGAAGGAGAACAUGGAGGCAUUAAUUCAUCAUUUCUUACUCUUCACUAAAGGUUAUACCGUUCCACCAGGAGAAACAUAUUCCGCCAUCGAGGCCCCCAAGGGAGAGAUGGGUGUGUACGUUGUGAGUGAUGGAAGUGAACGUCCUUAUCGUUGCAAGAUUAGAGCACCGGGUUUCGCACAUCUGGGAGCAUUUGAUCAGAUUUCAAGAGGACAUUUGCUUGCUGAUGCGGUUGCCAUUAUCGGAACUAUGGAUCUAGGUAUGUUUCUCUCUAGUUAUUCCCCAUCCCUUGUAUACAAAAAGAAAACUAAUGAAAAUUUGUGUAGUGUUCGGUGAAGUGGAUCGUUGAGACCAAGUGGGGGUUGGGGAAAGUGGAGAGGAACCAUUGAGUUGAAUUGUACAUUUUCGGGUGAUAGAAAAGAAAUUCGAGAUGGUCAGGCGCAUAGUUGUUCCUUUUGUUGUUUUGGUACAGAUCUGCAAGUGCGCUAGCGGUGUUAGUUGGCAUUCUAGCAUAAGAUACAAGAAAGUUUUCAAAACUGCAUUUCCAUAUUUCUGUUUUAUGAAAGAUUGAAUCGGGGUUUUGGAAAUUACUUACUGGAGAAGAGAGAACGUUCAUCGUAUGUUUGGUUUGAAGGGAAGAGAUUCUGAAAUGGAGUCGUACAUUCGAAUAUCUUGGUAGUGGUUGAGAUUCUGGAUACCAUCGCAUUUUCAGCCCUUGAGAAUGCCUUCUCCAAAUUUGUCCGCACAUUUGAGUUUUUACGAUAC